This is a messenger RNA of Colius striatus (speckled mousebird), 6279 nucleotides long. RefSeq names its product inositol polyphosphate-4-phosphatase type I A (gene INPP4A). The record is from RefSeq and is a predicted model, not a curated record. Gene Ontology annotation, cellular component: cytoplasm. Lineage: Eukaryota; Metazoa; Chordata; Aves; Coliiformes; Coliidae. The transcript is spliced from 27 exons. Gene Ontology annotation, molecular function: phosphatidylinositol-3,4-bisphosphate 4-phosphatase activity. The coding region runs from base 396 to 3395 and encodes 999 amino acids.
UUAGCGUUCAGAUGGAGCAGCUCUGGCAAGAGAAGAAGCAGGUUAUAUUAUUGAUUACCUGCUGCAGCAGACAGUUGCGCCAGGAUUUUUUUUUGCGAGCGCAGAUGAAACAGAGGAGGCUCUACUGAGCACCGUUAUUGUUGUCAUUGCUUGCUUAAGGCUUUAUUAAAAAAGAACUGGAUGCACAUGCUGAAUUUCAUCUGUGGAAGAUGGAGUAAGAUGUGGACUUAACUGAUGUUGUAACAUGCAAAAUCCCUCCACACAUGAAGAAAAGAGCCCUCUUGUGGUAAUGUUAGAGGAAUAGCAACUGGAGACAACCUGCUGCACCCUGCUACUCUGUAAGACAAACAUCAGUAAAGCCAAGCAGCAGGAAAAGAAGGGUUCUUCAUGACAAAAUGACAGCAAGAGAACACAGUCCCCGCCAUGGUGCAAAAUCCCGCACCAUGCAACGGGCCUCCACCAUUGAUGUCACCUCUGACAUGCUAGGCCUUUCUUUAGCAGGAAACAUUCAGGAUCCAGAUGAGCCGAUUUUAGAGUUCAGUUUAGCUUGCAGUGAGCUGCUAACUCCAUCGCUAGAUCGAAAACCAAAUAGUUUUGUAGCAGUGAGUGUAACUACACCUCCUCAGGCAUUCUGGACAAAGCAUGCACAGACAGAAAUUAUUGAGGGAACAAAUAAUCCCAUCUUUCUAAGCAGCAUUGCCUUUUUCCAAGACUCUCUUAUUAAUCAAAUGACACAAAUCAAACUCUCCGUGUACGACGUCAAAGAUAGAUCUCAGGGAACAAUGUAUUUGUUGGGUUCUGGGAUGUUCACUGUAAAAGAACUUCUUCAGGAGAAGAAUCACAGGUUGCACUUAACACUAAGGUCCACCUCCAAAAAAAUCUCAACGCAGAGUGUUUGUUGCAGGUCGGCUGAAAGUGACCGUGUAGGUAACAUUACAGUUAUUGGAUGGCAAAUGGAGGAAAAAACUGACCAAAGACCUCCAGUGACGAGGUCACCCGAUACAAUUAACGGAAGGACUGUGUUGCCAGUUGAUGAAAGCUUAACGGAAUCUUUAGGAAUCAGAUCCAAAUAUGCUUCAUUACGGAAAGAUGCACUACUGAAAUCUGUGUUUGGUGGCGCCAUUUGCCGAAUGUAUCGUUUCCCAACCACUGACGGAAACCACUUGAGAAUUUUGGAGCAGAUGGCUGAGAGUAUCCUGUCGCUGCACAUCCCUCGGCAAUUUGUGAAGCUUCUUCUAGAAGAAGAUGCAGCAAGAGUUUGUGAACUAGAAGAAUUGGGAGAACUAUCUCCCUGUUGGGAAAGCCUUCGUCGACAAAUAGUUACUCAGUACCAAACAAUUAUUUUAACCUAUCAGGAAAAUCUGACUGACCUGCACCAGUAUAAAGGUCCUUCAUUUAAAGCCAGUAGCUUGAAAGCUGAUAAAAAAUUGGAAUUUGUUCCUACGAAUUUACAUAUACAGAGAAUGAGAGUCCAGGAUGAUGGAGGAUCAGAUCAGAACUACGACAUAGUAACCAUAGGAGCACCAGCAGCUCAUUGUCAAGGCUUUAAAUCAGGUGGCUUGCGGAAAAAGCUGCAUAAAUUUGAAGAGGCGAAGAAACACAGUUAUGAGGAGUGUUGCACUUCAACAAGUUCCCAGUCUAUAAUAUACAUCCCACAGGACAUUGUUAGAGCAAAGGAAAUUAUUGCACAGAUCAACACCCUGAAAACACAAGUCAGUUACUAUGCAGAAAGGCUCUCAAGAGCUGCCAAGGAUAGAUCAGCUAACGGCCUUGAAAGAACACUUGCCAUUCUCGCAGACAAGACCCGGCAACUUGUCACAGUCUGUGACUGCAAGCUGUUGGCAAAUUCAAUACAUGGACUGAAUGCUGCAAGGCCAGACUAUAUAGCUUCAAAAGCAUCUCCAACCUCUGGAGAAGGGGAACAAGUGAUGCUGAGGAAUGAUCAAGAUACACUUGUGGCCAGAUGGACAGGACGAAAUAGCCGGUCUUCUCUGCAGGUGGAUUGGCAUGAAGAGGAAUGGGAGAAAGUUUGGUUGAACGUUGACAAAAGUCUGGAGUGUAUUAUACAGAGAGUGGACAAACUUCUCCAGAAGGAACGCUUGCAGAGUGACAGCUGUGAAGAUGUUUUCCAGUGUGACACCAGCAGUACUAGUAAGAAAGGUAAUCGGGACACUCGUGCCUACUGGAUAAAUCCAGAAGAUUUAAAUGAGACCUCAUCAUCCUCACCACCACCUUCAUCAUUCUCACCAAUAUCUUCAUCCACAACAUCCUGUGCAUGCCAUUCUCUCAGAAAGACAAAUUGCAGCCCUGCUCCGGAAGAAUCUGCCCCAGGCGAAUGGAGCGAAGCUCUUUAUCCCUUGCUGACCACACUCACAGACUGCGUGGCCAUGAUGAGUGACAAGGCAAAAAAAGCCAUGGUCUUUUUAUUAAUGCAGGACAGUGCCCCAACGAUAGGGCUGUGCCUGAGCCUGCAGUAUCGCAGGGAUGUUGUCUUCUGCCAAACUCUGACAGCUCUCAUUUGUGGUUUCAUUAUCAAGCUGAGGAACUGCCUGCAUGAUGAUGGAUUUCUAAGACAACUCUACACCAUUGGCUUGCUGGCACAGUUUGAGAGCCUGCUGAGCACCUAUGGUGAAGAGCUGGCAAUGCUGGAGGACAUGAGUUUGGGAAUCAUGGACUUGAGGAAUGUAACCUUUAAAGUAACUCAGGCCACAUCAAAUACAUCUACUGACAUGCUGCCGGUCAUCACUGGAAAUCGUGAUGGAUUUAAUGUGAGGAUCCCUUUGCCAAGCGCCUUGUUUGAUUUGUUGCCGCGAGAGAUUCAAAGUGGGAUGUUACUGAGGGUUCAGCCCGUUCUUUUCAAUGUGGGAAUCAAUGAGCAGCAAACCCUAGCAGAGAAAUUUGGAGACACCUCACUGCAAGAAGUAAUUAACAUGGAAAGCUUAGUGCGGUUGAAUUCCUAUUUUGAGCAGUUCAAGGAAGUUUUACCUGAUGAUUGUCUACCUCGAUCUCGUAGUCAGACGUGCCUGCCUGAACUGCUAAGAUUUCUAGGACAAAAUGUACACGCAAGGAAAAAUAAGAAUGUUGAUAUCCUUUGGCAAGCUGCUGAGGUAUGCCGCAGACUAAAUGGUGUUCGAUUUACAAGCUGUAAAAGUGCCAAGGAUAGGACUGCCAUGUCGGUCACCCUGGAGCAGUGUUUGAUCCUACAGCAUGAACAUGGAAUGGCUCCACAGGUCUUCACCCAGGCUCUGGAGUGUAUGAGGAGUGAGGGUUGUCGGCGAGAAAAUACAAUGAAGAAUGUUGGAUGUCGCAAGUAUGCGUUUAAUUCCCUGCAACUGAAGGCUUUCCCAAAGUAUUACAGGCCUCCAGAAGGAACUUAUGGAAAAGUUGAAACAUAAGCAUAUACUCUGUCCUCUAAUUGCUGUUCCAUUAAAACGUGUGGAUACACUCUAGAUUAAAACAUGACUUUGUCAUCCAGAAGAGAUAAAUAACCUUUUUGUACGUUCCGCUAGGUUAUACGGAGCAUGUUACUUACAGAAUCGGAGUCUAUAGUAACAAUUAUUCUGACACCUUAGCUUGAGAAUAGUGUGACGACUCUCUGCCCGUUUAAAUAGCCUUCAGUGUAUGUAAGAUGAACAGAUCUUGUGCUACUUAAUGAUUACCUAUAUGCAAAUAGCUAGGUACUUCCUGGAUGGGCAAGGACUUGAGGAGUGGCAUUUAGGCAGCUGUUUCACACAACGUCUUUUUAUACUGAGUUGACUUGGGAUUGAGCUUUUCAUAAACUUUUUAAAACUGAGAGUUAAAAGUUGUAAAUAGAAAGGGAUUGGAUCCUAGAGAGUCUGAUAACCGUAGAAUGCAUUGUCACAAUCAAAAACCAGAAGUUUAACUUGUAAAUGAUCAGCACAAUAAAAGCCAGGAGUAUAAAUUGUUUUACUGUAUCUAUAGGAUGCCAUCUCCAUAUAGGAAGUUAUCGAUACAUCGAAGGCCAGGCAUACGAGGUCUGGUUUCUAGUUCUGUCUAAAUUCCUGCGGUGUUGGGCAGAUAAGGACCUGGGCACACAUCUUGACUGACUGUAAAAAGUGUUCCAGAAAGAUAAUGAUGCUUAACCAUUAAAGCCAGCAACAAGUCUCCUUGCCCUUCCCCAUUAUACGGCAAGAGCAUGUUGCGGAUGAUGCACACGACAUGUUCGGUAUGUUCCAUGGUACUGUAUAUUAAUUAACACAUUUUUAGCCAUGGUUUUUUAUAGCACUUCUGGAUUGUAAGCAUUAGCAUCUUGGGGGGAGGUUACCUUUUUUUUUUAAUUGGUGUGUGAUUUCUUUUUUUCUCCCCACAUCAAUAUCAAAAUGCUCAAAGUGCCCAAUGCCGUCCCCGUUUGCUUCAUAACCAAAAUUGCAUUUUACCUGAGCAGACAUUCACAAUCUGAUUUGCGACCUGAUCUAGGUGAACCUGCUUCUGCAGGGAGGGUUGGACUAGAUGAUCUCUAAAGGUCCCUUCCAACCCCUACCAUUCUGUGAUGGGAUGGGGGUUGGGGAAGUAUGACUGUUUCAGGGUAUUCCUGAGGAAGGCAGAGAUGCCCCGUGCUGAUAGAAGGGAACCUCUCAUGUGCUACUGCUAAUGUGUUGUGCGAGGUCUCCUGGGAAGUGAUCUCCCAAAGAAUGCCUUCGAAACCAAGAUAGCUUUUUAAAAAGCAGCUAAAAAUUACUUUCCCAAUUUUAGUAGGAUUAAGUAAUCUUUAGCCAUCUUCUUUUGGCACGCUGUGUCCUUUCUGUCUUGGUGUCUAAGGAUGUAAGUUUUAGGAGACAAAAAUCUGCUCAUUUGGUCUUGUGAGAGUAGCAACAGCCAGGUAAGUAUAUGGCUGUUUUCUUUCUCCCUCUCACUCUCACUGAUGUUUGUCUGUGCUGUCACUGCUCUAUCAAUCAGCCAUGUUCAUUCUGCUCCCAUGUAGGUUUGGGGGUUACAGGUCUAGCAGUUUUUGCAUUUUGCUUUUUGCAGUUUGACACUGAGCAGCAUGUCACAUACCCGGGUCAGAGAGUUCUGCUGAACGAGGUUGUUAACUGUUAUUUCAGCUUCUCUAGAAUAACGAGACACACAAUUCUUGUGCAAAAUCAAUGUGUUGUGGUACCUGUCCCAGGUACUUUUUACAAACCCUGUUUGCCAAUCAAUGUUGAUUUUCUGUUACUUUGUGUUAUUGCUAAUAUGUAAACAAAUGUACGGUGAAAAACCUUCCAGUGGGGGUGUCUUUAGACACGUUACUGCAUUAGUUCUGCUCAACCUUCAGUCCCUGGCCCGUUAUUAAAUGCUACAUUUAUUUUUGUAUAAAUUAUACUCUUUAUACCCCUUAGUUUUUAUGAGUUGGUAAUUUUAUUUUGUAUAUUUCAAACAUAGUUAAUUGUAUUUAAAGUCCUGUAUUGUUACACUAAAGAUCUUCCAAUGUCCAGCUUCAGAAAAAAAACCGAGGAGAGCUCUAUGGUAACAAUUAGUGGAGCCACUCUUGUAGACUGUGGCCAACAAUCAUUAGAUCUACUCUAGAGCUUAGCUAUCCUGUAUUUAUUUUUGUCUACCUAUGUAGUCAGGAGAAGCUGCUGAACUUUGUGUGUGCGUGGCUUUUUGCUCACCUUUUUAAAGUGGUGGAAUACCGGUCUCCUCAAAGCACUGCUUCGUUUUGUUUGAAAUACUCUGAUUUCAGUAUGCUCACAUGUAAAACGUUGUUGUCCAGCUAACGUUUGAUAUAUUGUCAGUCCAUGCACACCGAGGGGCUUGUUUAAAGGAACAGUCAGAUCUGGAGGAGUUCAUCAAAAAGGAAAAAACUGUGAAACUUGAAAACCACAUGGGACGCUUCACGAGGGGUGGAGUAAGCUUUUCUGUUGCACAGGAGAGGCGAAUCUGAGGAUUACUGUAAAAUGAAGUUCUGUCUAAUGUUCUUUUUUUGAGUACAUUUUUUUAAAUUAUAAAACAUACAAAGGUUAAAAAAAAAAAGAGAAAACUGUUGCCAAGUAUGUUCUGUGUAUGUUCUGUGAAAGUACCUACAGCACAGUUGCCUUUCGUUUCAUUUCUACAUGUAAAAUUAUUGUAUAAUACAACACUGUUUUGUCCCAACACGACUGUAUUUGCCAAGCUUUGUGCAUUGAAAUAUUUUUAUUUAUUUGGUUUUGGGGCGCUAUUAAUAUAUCAUAAACAUAUGGCUACUGUUUUAUAUAUAUUCUACUUCAUCCACUCCAUGUAUGCUGUAAAUGUGCUAGUCUUUAGGAUGAAAAACAAUAAAGAACUGACAAGAACAACAAA